Molecule: messenger RNA, 2046 nt
Organism: Panicum hallii
Lineage: Eukaryota; Viridiplantae; Streptophyta; Magnoliopsida; Poales; Poaceae
Product: pentatricopeptide repeat-containing protein At3g22670, mitochondrial-like
Exons: 1
Coding region: 233-1900 (555 amino acids)
Molecular function (GO): protein binding
Source: RefSeq, a predicted model, not a curated record
CUGACGAACAGAACACACAGCAGUAGCCGGCUGCGCAACAAGGCAACGGGCAGGCUGGGUAUUGGAGCUCUGGGGGAAGUGUUGGAGUUGGGGCUCUCGCUGUUGAAGGUAGGUAGGGCGGCCGCCCCACCUUGGCCUAUUGGUGGAACCGCCACUCUACCUCAAACGACGCGUGGUUCGGUUGCGCACGCGAGGUGCUCGACGGUUUGCCUCCUGAUUUUCGCGCUGAAGCAUGCGCCUGUGUUUGCGGGCUCUAGGCGCACCUCUGCGAGGAUUCGUGCUGCACAGCGGAAAGCGCGUGGCGUCGUGCUUUUCGACCGCGGGGUUCGACCUGCCCGACUGGUUCAAGAACCCAGAGGACGGUGGUUCUUGCGCCGGGUUGGGCGGCGACGGCGAUGACGACUUUGUGCUCCCGGCCAAAUCAGGAACCUUGGAGGAGCGAAGAGAGACUGCUACUGGUAGUGGAACCAAACCUCUGUCGAUCCUCGCCGGCUGUCCUGCAUCCCACGAAGAAGCCGAGUUUGAGGCUGACCUCGAUGAGGUUAGCCGAAUUCUGAGCUCCCGGUUCGCGUCUCCUGAAGCCAUCGUGAUUGCCAUGGACUGUUGCCACGUCAGGGUGUCAGGACGCCUUGUUGACAAGAUCCUGCACAGGUUCAACAGCGAUUGGGUGGCUGCAUUCGGCUUCUUCAUGUGGGCAGGCACCCAGGAUGGCUACCGCCAUUGUGCCAAUUCAUAUGACUCGAUGGUGGACAUAGUUGGCAAGUUCAAGCAGUUCGAUUUGAUGUGUGGUUUGAUCAGCCAGAUGCACGAGGUCGGGGGCUUGGUGUCGCUUGUGACCAUGACAAAGGUGAUGAGGAGGCUCUGUGGGGCCAACCGGUGGAGCGACGCUAUUGAUGCUUUCCACAAAAUGGACCAGUUUGGGGUGGCAAAGGACACAAAGGCCAUGAAUGUGCUAUUGGAUACAUUGUGCAAGGAGAGGAGCGUGAAGCGUGCCAUGGGUGCCUUCCAACAGUUGAUGGGGACAAUACCUCCUGACGAGAGUAGCUUCAACACAUUGGUCCAUGGCUGGUGCAACGCGAGGAUGAUGAAGGAGGCUCGCAAGACAAUGAAACAAAUGGAGGAGCAUGGUUUUAGUCCUUCAGUGGUCACUUACACAAGCCUCAUAGAAGCAUACUGCAUGGAGAAAGAUUUUCAGACAGUUGACAAUAUCUUGGGUGAGAUGCGGCGGAGAGGAUGCCCUCCAAAUAUUAUCACAUACACAAUUGUGAUGCACGCGCUAGGGAAGGCUGGGAGAACACAAGAAGCUCUGGACACUUUCGAGAAGGUGAAGCAGGAUGCAUGCACCCCAGAUGCUUCAUUCUACAACUCUCUGAUAUACAUACUUGGCAGAGCUGGAAGGUUUCUAGAUGCAAAUUUUGUGGUUGCAGAAAUGCACAGAACUGGUAUAUCACCCAACGUGACUACGUUCAACACCCUGAUUUCUGCUGCCUGUGACCACUCUCAGGCCGAGAACGCGCUGAAGCUAUUGGUUCAGAUGGAGGAGAAGUCAUGCAAGCCGGACAUCAAGACGUACACCCCCUUGCUGAAGCUGUGCUGCAAAAGGCAGUGGGUGAGGACGCUUCUGUUCCUGAUAUGCCAUAUGUUCAGGAAGGACAUCACCCCUGAUUUCAGCACCUACACGUUGCUGGUGAGCUGGCUGUGCCGAAAUGGGAAGCUUGUGCAGUCUUGCUUGUUCUUGGAGGAGAUGGUGUCGAAAGGUUUUGCCCCGAAGCAGGAGACAUUUGAUCUUGUGCUGGACAAGCUGGAGAAUAGGAACAUGCAUUCAGCAAUGAGAAAGAUUCAGCUUCUCAGGGUGCAGGUAGCAGGUAAUAGGCGUAAGAGCAAUGAGACAAGAUGGUGAGGGUAGACAACAUUGUGCUGCAUUGUCAGACGCUUAUGAAAAUGGUGAAUGUUGGAAUAUGUGAAAAAAAGGAACCUAGUAAUAUAACAGUGAUGGACUGAUGAUCAUGAAGGGUUUUUUAGAACAGGAUCUUGAUAAAAUGAGUA